AUGCCACGACUUGGUACAUUUUAUUUUUGUAUUAGCACUGAUACGCAUAUGGAUCGUUUAGUUCGUCAUUUAUCUAAAGAUGAUAUUCAAGGAACUUUUACUAACAUAAUAUUUAAACAAGUGGAUUGUAUUAUUAAUUACAGAUAUCGUAGUGCCAUAUGUCAUGUCUUUUCAUUACCAUUCAUAUUUGAUUCUCUCGAAUAUAUUGGUAAUAAAUUUCCAACUAUUAUAUUCAAAUAUGUUAAAAUUUUGGCGGUGCACGAUGAAGUUCCAUUCAAACAUGAAUUUUUCAUUCGAAUUGCUUGGUCAUUUCCUUUACUUAAACAAUUAUCUGUUAUUAAUCUUAAACCACAAUCAUCCAUAUUUGAUCAAUUGACCUCUAAUGAUAAUCAAUUGUAUUCAAUUGUUGAAUAUCCUUAUCUUACUUUGCUUCGUCUUGAGGCUGUUCAUAUUGAUUAUGUUGAACAGUUUCUCAAUUAUACAAAAACACAUCUACCUCGUCUAACGAAAUUAGCAGUCGAUUAUGAUCAAUUAACAAUUGUUACAGAAAAUUUUACAAGAGAUACAACACGGCUCAAUUGUAUCAAUGUGAAACAAUUAAAUAUCAAUAAAACAUUAGUACACUCAAAAGAUUUCUAUGUUUAUUUUCCUUUCUUGUAA
This is a messenger RNA of Rotaria sordida, 660 nucleotides long. NCBI's taxonomy places the organism in Eukaryota, Metazoa, Rotifera, Eurotatoria, Philodinida, Philodinidae. The record is from the annotation of a GenBank genome assembly.